AUGGCUAUCAUAAGUGUGUUUCUUUGGUCUGCGGUCAUACUACUGCUCGCGUACCGAUUCUAUCUACACAACAUUAAACGGCCUGCCAACUAUCCGCCUGGACCCCCACGGCUACCCAUUUUUGAAGACUACGGACUGUUGCUGCUACUCAACCAUCGACAUCUGCAUCGGGCUGCAUCCAAACUUGCCCGUUUCUACAAAACCAAGGUACUUGGUUUGUCACUGGCUGGCUAUCCAACGAUCAUUGUCCAGGAUCACGACAUUGCCCGGAAACUGUUGGCAAGACGCGAACUCGAUGGACGACCAAAUAUAUUUUUGGCCCAGUUGCGUCAAAAGGAAUUCAAGCUACGAGGAAUCAAUUUCAUCGACGGUACAAGUUGGAAGGAUCAACGUUGGUUCUUUUUGCGGCAUUUGCGCGAUUAUGGGUUCGGUAGAAGAUCGGAACGGUACGAAAAGGAGUUGGAAGAGGAGCUACACCAGCUGGUGGAUUUGCUAGCGUCCGGACCUCGGUAUGAUUACGAACGGGACUUCAUACAAGCCGAAGGAUUCGUCAAAUGUCCGGAUGUAUUUUUAGUGACGUUUUCGAACAUGUUCCUGCAACUGGCAAUCGGUGAACGAUACGAACGUGCGAGAGCCAAAUCGUUGGUGCAGGGUAGUCGAAAUGGACUACUAUUCGCGCGGAAUGCCGAUGACUACGGAACCAUUUACAGCUAUUUCCCCUGGCUACGGUUUAUAUUCCCGUUCAGUAUCAAAUAUAACAAAAUUCGUGGUGGAAUGAUGGGCUUGUGUCAGCUGAUAGAGGUCAUCGUGAAUAAGCAAAUGGAAACGUUCGAUGCCGCUAAUCCUCGCCACUUUGUUGAUGUGUAUCUGCGUGAGAUGCAGAAUCAUUUCCCUCAGGACAAUGAAGUCACAUUUCAAUACGAUCAAUUGGUUUUAGGUUUGGCAGAUUUUAUACUUCCUGCAACAUCCGGAGUGGCCGUCCAACUUUCAAUGAUUCUCGAAAGACUGUUGCUAAAUCCCGAGGUUGCUAAACGAAUGCAGCAGGAAAUUGAUGACGUUGUGGAUAGUGAUCGACUUCCAACGCUUGACGAUCGCACCAAUCUACCGUACACGGAGGCAACGCUACGGGAGUGUCUGCGAAUCGAUACACUAAUACCUUCGGGACUCGUACAUCGUGCACAGCAAAAUGUAAAGUUUGAAGAGUACAACAUACCAGCAAACACACUGCUUUUGUUCAAUUUGGACAGUAUCAACAAUCAGAAGGAUGUAUGGGGUGAUCCGGACGCCUUCCGGCCCGAUCGUUUCCUGGACGAGACAACAGGCAGCCUGGUGCUGUCGAGAGAUCGAUCGCUAACGUUUAGUAUGGGUAAACGAGAGUGUCCUGGACAAACCUACACCCGAAAUACGAUAUUCUUGAUACUGGCUACACUCAUGCAGCGAUUUAAUCUUUCCCAAAGGAAAUCUGAUCCUUUGCCAGAUAUUUCGAAACGGCGUACGGGGCUGUUGUACGGGCCGGAUGAUUUUUGGAUACGAUUUGUGCCGCGCCAAACCAUUUAA
Molecule: messenger RNA, 1557 nt
Organism: Anopheles maculipalpis
Lineage: Eukaryota; Metazoa; Arthropoda; Insecta; Diptera; Culicidae
Product: probable cytochrome P450 304a1
Exons: 3
Coding region: 1-1557 (518 amino acids)
Molecular function (GO): oxidoreductase activity, acting on paired donors, with incorporation or reduction of molecular oxygen; monooxygenase activity; heme binding
Source: RefSeq, a predicted model, not a curated record